Messenger RNA from Girardinichthys multiradiatus, 5633 nucleotides. It is a transcript of the gene kcnj11, whose product is annotated as potassium inwardly rectifying channel subfamily J member 11. Gene Ontology annotation, cellular component: plasma membrane. The record is from RefSeq and is a predicted model, not a curated record. Gene Ontology annotation, biological process: potassium ion import across plasma membrane; regulation of monoatomic ion transmembrane transport. Lineage: Eukaryota; Metazoa; Chordata; Actinopteri; Cyprinodontiformes; Goodeidae. The transcript has a single exon. The coding region runs from base 2195 to 3355 and encodes 386 amino acids. Gene Ontology annotation, molecular function: ATP-activated inward rectifier potassium channel activity.
AUAAAAUUCAUCCUAUGUGGAAGUAGCAUAAUUUUUCAACAAAAAAAAGCUCCAGUCUUUAACUUUAGUAUUUUAGUUUUUUAUUCAGUAGAGAAAAAAUUCCAUGUUAACAAAAUUAACAGUGGCACAAGUGUGCAAACAUCUACAAAUCUCUAAAAUAGGUAUAUUUGAAGCCCUUUUAUUGAUUUAUACUUGAUUUUUGAAAUAGGUCUUAGUGUUCAGAAGCUUCUAAUUGAUAAUCCAUGUUUUUUCUGUAUCAUUGGGCAGGCUUACCAUAAGCAGAGACCCAUCUGUCUUAGUCACUAACCUCUAGGCUUGAUCAGGAACAUAUUUAUCUUACCACCGCACACCAUAGUAAGAGAGAUAAUAAAAAGUGUUAGAGGACUAUGCAAUGGCUGACAUCUUGGAGUCACUCAAUCAGCAUUGCAACCAUUAGACACAAUCUGCGUGCUGGUACCACCCUACUAAUACCGUGCUUUGAUCAGAUGAAAUAUUUGGACUUUACAGAAAUAAAGAAUCCAUUAAAAAUCUGUUGGACUCUGCCAGUAGACUGAAAAUGGGCCAUCAUUAGCUCUUUCAGCAAGAUGGUGAUCCAGAAUAUAUGUCCAAAUCAACAGAAAUAGUUCAGACACAAACUCAGCUUUGUUCCAUGGCCAUCUCAGCCCCAGACCUAAACCGUGAAGAAGACUUGCAGGGUGAGCUGAAAACAGGGGAAUAAAAGAGAGUACCCAGGACUCUGGAUGUUCCAGGAUGCACAAAACAAACAUUUUCAACAAUAAAAUAAGAAUUUUUAAAUUUCAGACUCAUCUGAUGAAUGUUUGAGAUUUCAUGACAUAUCCACCCAAAGAUGCAGUUUAUUUGGACCAGUCCCACAAAGCACUGGCUUUGUAACUCCAUUCGGUUAAUCUAUUGCAUUAUCGUAGUGAUCGCUUCCAUCACUGUUUUCAGAACAGAAUCUAAUUUGUAAACAUUCAGCUUCUCCAAGUUUCCUGGUGUGUUUUGUUCUGAGAGCUUGUGCCGCCUCCUAAGCCAUAUGCCCAUAUCAAACUCGCCCGCUGAUUAAAGGAUGGGUGCCAAUAUUUGCACCAUUGAUGAUUUUCACUAAAGAAAUGAUUUGUUGUUUUUUUUCUAAAUUACCCCAGUGUGAGAUUAUGCUGCUGCAUUAAAAUAUAAAUUUAGUUUUUGGGUUUUUUUGCACAUCUUUACCAGUAAUGUAAGACGCCACCAUUUUUACAGAGGUUCUCAGGGUUGAUUAAUAUGGAAACUUGAAACAUUGCAACACUAGGUAGGGUCUUUUUGGGUUGAGUAAAGACAAAUCACUGAUGUUAGUUAAUCCUGUGUCCUAAAUGUAACCCUUCAUAGUGCCUAUUCAGAGCUGGAAAACCAGGCUUGAUGAGCUGCCCGUUGAAUCUCUCUUAGACCUCAUCUGCUUCUGUGCUUCUGUUGCUCGUUUUUAGCAGAAAACAGAAAGUCAGCUGCAGAGGCAGUCUGAGAUGUCUGAAAAUGAUACAUUUGACAUACCACGGGUUUGCCUGAGGGUCUGUUUAUGGUGAGUAAAGGAAACCAGCUCCUGUAUAAUUAUGAGCUGUCCUGUGAGCCGUGUUCGCGUUUAAAAGGCAAUAAUAAUAAUAUCACCGAUAGACGGAGUGUGGGGGAGGGACUGCUUCUCCUCCUUACGCCAUCUCACAUUACCGAGCUAUAGUGGAGUAGCGAGGUCAGCACAGAACCAGCUGGGACACAUGAGCCUGCCGACAAAUCCAAAUGUGAUCAAACGCCGCUCUGAGGAUCAUUACGCCCCUCAACCGAAAGUUUCUUUUCCCCAGAAUCUCCUUUACGCACAAGGCCACGAUGAGAGAGCGCAACGCAUAGGUGAGCGGACUCACGAUGAGACUAGGCGGCGUGGCCCGGCUAUAUCCGGUCAGUCAGUCGGUGUUCUGAGUGACGGUGGCAGCUGUGAAGCUUGGAUGAGGAGUCUUCUCAUGGGACUUCCCAUGCCUGAAGCGCCUGAUCCGGAGGCAAUGUAAGGAGCACGCAAACCUCCUGAACACAGAUGACAUCAGGGCUCUUCUCUCUGGGCCCGACAGCUGACACCAGCGGGAGCAGAUUGGAAAGGAAGAGGGGACGAAUCCAUCUUUGAGCCGGGCGCACACAGUACACCGAGCCUGAAGGUUGGGGUACGUAGCAUGGGAGUGCAAUGUUGUCCAGGAAGGGACUCAUUCCUGAGGAUUACUUGCUGACACGAUUAGCUGAGGAUGUUCUGCAGCCGAAGUUCAAGACUAAACAAGGGAAGGCUCGGUUUGUGGGGAAGAACGGCACCUGCAACGUUGCGCACACUAACAUCAGAGAACAGGGUCGGUUCUUACAGGAUGUGUUCACCACUUUAGUGGAUUUAAAAUGGCUCUACACUCUCAUUAUUUUCACCAUGUCGUUCCUGUGCAGCUGGCUCCUGUUCGGGAUGAUCUGGUGGCUUGUGGCUUUUGCGCAUGGAGACCUGGAUCAAAGGGGGGAUGAUUUUGUCCCGUGCGUAACGGACAUUCACUCCUUCUCCUCCGCCUUCCUCUUCUCUAUAGAAGUCCAGGUGACCAUCGGCUUUGGGGGUCGGAUGAUCACAGAGGAGUGCGUCUCGGCCAUCAUCAUCCUCAUAGUGCAGAACAUCGUCGGACUGGUCAUCAACGCAAUCAUGCUGGGUUGCAUCUUCAUGAAAACUGCGCAGGCCCACCGGCGCGCAGAGACGCUCAUCUUCAGCAAGCAUGCAGUCAUCUCCCUCCGAAACAGCAAGUUGUGUUUCAUGAUCCGCAUCGGGGACCUUAGGAAAAGCAUGAUCAUCAGCGCCACCGUGCGGAUGCAGGUGGUUAGGAAGAGCACCACGGAGGAGGGAGAGGUGGUGCCCCUCAACCAGAUCGACAUCCACAUGGAUAACCCGGUGGGUACCAACGGGAUUUUCCUGGUGUCUCCGCUCAUCAUCUCCCAUGUGAUCGACAGGUCCAGCCCUUUGUACGAGCUAUCACCGACCGACCUGCAGCACCAGGACUUGGAGGUGAUCGUGGUACUGGAGGGGGUGGUGGAGACCACCGGCAUCACCACGCAGGCCAGGACGUCCUACGUGUCGGAGGAGAUCCUGUGGGGGCAGCGCUUCGUGCCAACGGUAUCCGAAGACGAUGGCAUGUACGCCGUGGACUACUCCAAGUUUGGCAACACCGUGAAGGCACCGACACCGUGCUGCAGCGCAAAGGAGCUGGAAGCGGCCGGUGGCAUCGCGCGGUUUAAGCUGAACGAGGGCGUCACCAUGCGGACGUCCGUGAGAAGGCGGAGGGGGGCCGCGAUGGUGCGCAGGUCCAGGUUGGAGAACAAGUGAUGCAUUCUGUUUAAAACUAAGUCGCUUCACUUUCAGGAUAAUUAAAUAUCUGAAUCAUAUUUAUUUUACACAUGCGCGGUGUAUGCAAACAUAAACCACUGUUUAACUCAGGGUCCGAGUGGCAAAGCACUGAAAUAAUUAUGUUAAAGGCAUAGUUCAGAACUUUUAAAUUGGGGUUCCGUAAAAGGUUACAAGUAGUUAAUAACCUAUCUGCCAUAAAUGAUUCUCUAUGACUCCAUAUUUAUUAUAAAUCCAGAGUGGUUGAACCAUCUUGAAGGAACAGUUUGAAACUUGUCACAAUGAUUUAUGUCAAAGCUGUUUUUAAUGAGGCUUUAAAAACGAUUUCCCCAGUGCCGUAUUUAAAAAGACGUGGGCCCCUGGGCUCAAGCCAGUUUUGGUGCCUGACACACAAAAGUUUCCUAUAUGUGUAGAGUGUUUAAGAUGCGUUAUUCUGUAAUAAAUAUUUAUAAACCAGUCAAUCUCAAACCCUAUCAAAAAUCAGUCUGAUGACAUCAAAUAUAACCUGAAGGAUGAAUUAUUUUCCUUUCAUUCACUGAGCCAUCUCUAUAACAAAGAAACAAAGCAAGUAGAUUUCUGUGAAUCUGACAGUAUUAGUUAGUGAUUAUAAGAAUAAUUAUCAGGAGCUGGCGAUUAAUAAAAUCAUGCAAUGAAUUUAUCAUUAUUUUGACUAUUAACUAAUAAUUUAAUUAAGCUAAAGAGACACAAAUUAGCAAAGAAAAAAGCUAAAAAGAUACAAACACUGAUUCUACUAAAAGAGAAACUAGCAAACUGAAGUUUCAAAAAUGCUAAUUAAACUGACUUAAGUCUAUUUUUAUAAAGUGUUUAUUUGUCUCUCUGGAGUUAAAAGAAAAGAGUAAAACUCACAGAUUGUUCCUUCAGCUUUCAACACCAGAACUGCCAGGGAUAGAACUAGAAAUAGUGCCUUACCUUGGUCUGACCGUUUUUUUUUUUCUGCCACCUCCGUCUCUCAGGUUAGAAAUCAACAGGUUUAUCUGUCUGUCACUCUGAAAUGGAAAGCGGUACUGAACGUUUCAAAAUACUCACUUUGAAUUUAGAACUGGGUCGGAUGUAAAUGAAGAAGCGCUUAAAGAAAGUUAGUAAGUGUCUGAAAUUACACAUCCAAGGCUUUAAGGAAAAACAAAAAGUCCUGCGAGUUCUUUCCACAAAAUUAAAUCAAUAGUACUGGGUUGUGAUGAAAAUUCAGAAACAGGAUUAAUGUCAAACUUCUGAGAAAAUAAGUCUCAAGUGGGCAGUUACAGAUAAAAAAAUGUUUAUGUCAGGCAGUAAAGAGGACUAGGAGGUAUGAAUUAAAGCCUAAAGCUUUGUGGUGGGUUUGCAGGUUUUAUUUGAGUUGAAGUCACAACUCACCAGGAUCAAUGUGUUCUGGGAGGAGACAUCAAAUGACAGAUUAGCCAAUCAGAAGCAGACUUGGGGUAACAUGACAGUUAUGUAUGGCUAGAAAGCCAAUAGAAAAUGGAUAUCAUCUGUCAACAAUCUAUUACUGCCGCCAUAAUAUCACCUGACUGGAGGCAUUUUCACAUUUAAAGUUUCACACAUGGAAUCAUUUUAUUAAAUAAUUAUUCUCAAACUAAUACGCUUGAUUAAAAUUUUAACAUGAAAUGCCCUCUAAAAUUCCUAUUUUAAGUCUAGAAGCUAAUUUAUUUAAACAGGACAUUGACGUAGGAGGCAGUGCAACAUUAAUGAUCUUCUGAUGUGAAAAGAAUAAAGUAGGACAUAUUUCAGUUUUAUCAGGUGUUCUGAUAUUUCAUUUAAGUUGUCUGGCCCAAACGGUGAUCAGAACCACAAGCAAUGGAAAAAGGGUGUAACCCAAAAUAUAUUCAUUUUAACAUAUUAUGCAAUUAAAUGAAUGUACAUAAUUACAAAGACAAACUUAUAAAAAAUAGUUUAAGUAGUUUGGUACAAAUGGAAGUAGGAGGGGAUGAAAUAUUAUAUGUCGGUACAUGACAGGGCUAUAAACUGGUGAAGAGGAGAAACAACUCAGUCCCAGUAGAGAAACAUUUUUCUAUUGCUGGUAAAAAAUUAAUUAUUUUUAACCUUUUAAUGAAACCCUACUUCAAAAAAUCUGAGCUAACCAUUUAAUUAGAGUCCUGGUAUCCAGAGUGAAAUGUUUGUUUUAUAAUCUAAGGGUAAUUGCAUGUAUUUUAAAUUAUUAAAAGGGAAAUGUUUAAUUUAAAUAUAAGAAUGUUGUAUAUGGCCUUGCUGAAAAUUAUGUGAAAAUUAAAGUUUUUUUCAUGUA